Molecule: messenger RNA, 846 nt
Organism: Thermochaetoides thermophila DSM 1495
Lineage: Eukaryota; Fungi; Ascomycota; Sordariomycetes; Sordariales; Chaetomiaceae
Exons: 6
Coding region: 1-846 (281 amino acids)
Source: RefSeq, a predicted model, not a curated record
AUGACCACCGAAGCAGCACCUCCCCAGUACACUCCGGGUUCGGCACCUCCGUCAUACGAAAAGGUCAUCGGCAAGCUUGAUGCCGCCGUCAAGGCUAACCCGACGCCCAGUGCUAUUGCGGAUGCAAUCAGCAAUCUUAGCGACGCUGAGAAGGAGUCUCUUGCGUCUCAUGACGCUGACAAGUUGGACUUCAAGUUCGACGAAGCGACCCCGGGAGGACCGUCCUCCAUCUCCACUCUGGAUGGCUCCGAGGCCUCCAAGAAGCUGGUCACAGAUCUUCAGCAGCUCCGCCAGGCCUACCUUAACCUCCUAGAGAGGAGCCGUCAAACUGCCAUCAAAAUUGCUCACCAGGCUCGCUAUUUUGACAGCGUCAUUGUGAAAGUCGCUUUGGAUGAAAUGUAUACGUCCGAAACCAGAGUAAACAUCAUCAAAGACUUCAUCAAUGAGGUCGAGCAGCUCGAGACCGAUUCCGAAGGGAUUCAACAUGAUUUCAAUGCGUUCACGGAAGAAAUGGCGAAAUAUACUGGCCGCUUCGAGGGCUGGGCGAAGGAGAAAGAGAACGAAGUUACUGCCGAGAUUGCGCAGCUUCGCGAGGAGAUCGGCGAUUUGGAGCAGAAGAUCGCUAAAAUCAAGUCGGCGCUCAUCGGCCUCGACAUCGCGGCCGGUGCUGCCAGUGUCGCAAUUCCCAUUCUAGGACUCGUUGCUUACGCAACAGGACCUUUUGCCCCUUUUAUCAUCGCUUUCGGCGCGUUUGCUGCCGUUGGCACACUCGCCUCCGUCAUCGGCUUGGGCGUGAGCUUGAAAGUCUACCAGAGCAAGCUUGAGGAUAAGCAGGAGAGGAUGUAA